AUGGACAUGGCGAUGUGUCUCAAGCUCCACGCGUCGAUCCUUGUUGAAGCUCUUGGUGAGUCGGAGGAGCUCUCCAGCGCAAGCCUGCUGUCUGUGAAGUCGGGCGGCCGCGGAGCCCAGCUGCUCAGUUUCGCGAAGAUCUGCACGCUCAUGAUACAUCCGAUCCACGCGCCGGAGAUGGAGGAGGUCUAUCCGGAACUCCUGCGGCUGGUCGAGGCCAACUCCUCGACCGGCCCCGCCGAGAUGUGCGAUUGGCCGGAGCAGACGACUCGCCAGCAGAGCAAACAGAAGGACUGGAAGAAAUACAUGGCCACCACGUUCCACCACAACGAUGACCACGUUUGCUGGGACUUGCGCUUCACAUGGCGGAUGUGCUGCCAUCCCUCCUUUGGCCCUGGUGGCAACUCCAAUUGCUGGGAUGACGAAAACACCUGGGAACGCUGUUGCAACAGGACCUCGACUGCCUCGGAGCCACCGAAGGUCCCGGCACCCGCCCCGGAAGAUGCUGCCCCGAAGGUGCUUUCGUCAGCGCCUGGCCCGCCUUCGUACAACCUCACCCAUGUGACCAACCAGCUGGCCACUGGCGCUGCUGGCACGAGGAUCACCGCCGUCAGCGGGAGCUUCUCGCAGGCCUCCGGUGGUCCUGGCAACCCGAAGUGUUGGUCGGAGGGGUUCACUUUCGAUCUCUGCUGCCGGGCGACCGCGAGCGAGUGCUGGAGUUGGCCCUUCACGCACGGCUUCUGCUGUGAGGCGCCCUUGCCACCGAGGCCGCCACUUCAAGCGGGUGGUUUGCCAGAAGGACUUGGCUCAAGAACGACCAAAGCGAAGACGAGGACGAGCCGCUGUCCCCAUGCAACCUCCGAGGAGGACUUGGGGCUACUGGCUUGUCAGAUGUCCUUGGAUGAGAUUGGUGCGCUGUUUGAGCUGCCGGCCAUCGGAAGCGGGGACAAGGCAAGCGGCUGGCACGACUACCUGGGGAAUUACGAACGCCUCCUCUUCCACCUUCCCCUGACUGCAAACGUUCUGGAGUUCGGCGUCCGGAUGGGCUCGUCCCUGGCCAUGUGGUCCGAGUACUUCCCGCAUGGCACUGUGGUAGGCAUGGACAAGAACUUGCUCACCUUCCACAUGAAGGGGAGACCGGUCCUGUCUGCGCACGGCGCCUUCACGCGAGGCAAUGUUUACGUCAUGCAGGCCAAUGCCUCAGACCAAUCUGGCUUCGACGCCUUGGGGGAGGUGGGCUUCAAAGAUUUCGAUGUUAUUGUCGACGAUGCGAACCAUUGGGCGAAGGACCAAAUAGCUCGAUUUGAGCUCUACUUCCCCUCACUCCUGCGACCAGGCGGGGUUUACCUCAUCGAAGACGUGCAUAUACAG
Molecule: messenger RNA, 1371 nt
Organism: Symbiodinium natans
Lineage: Eukaryota; Dinophyceae; Suessiales; Symbiodiniaceae
Source: the annotation of a GenBank genome assembly